Molecule: messenger RNA, 727 nt
Organism: Cynara cardunculus var. scolymus (artichoke)
Lineage: Eukaryota; Viridiplantae; Streptophyta; Magnoliopsida; Asterales; Asteraceae
Exons: 3
Coding region: 98-517 (139 amino acids)
Cellular component (GO): chloroplast envelope
Source: RefSeq, a predicted model, not a curated record
ACAUUUAGAAAUUUGUUACCACCACACCACUCCUCCCCCUUCUUGUUAUUAUUAUCCAACUGCAGUUUGAUUGGAUUUGACGAGGGUUUUCGAGAAGAUGGGGAAAACGAAGAAAGAAUUGUUAGCAUCGGCGCCAUGGCGAGUGGGAGGAGACGAUCAACGAGACAAAUUCAAAGACGCCAAGCUCAAAGUCACGGCCCAGCCAGGCACUACUUCUACUAUGCACGUUCCAGGCAAGAACAAGUCCAAGGACCUUCCUGCUGACGAAGACGAUUCUCUCACAGAAAUCGAUCCUGAACUUCGUUACAGCUUCCAGCGCAAUUUUCAGUUCCUACAGCGGGUAUUCAGCAUUGAUACUGUCGUGAAACCCCUACCUUAUUCGAUGCAGUACAAUGUUUCUCGCAACUUGAGCUUCUUCACGCGCAUCUUCACACAGUUCUCUGAUCCUCAAGGUAUAGCAAAUGCUCAAAAGGCUCUUGGUUUAGGACAAGAAAACAAAGUCCGCAAUGUUCGUUGAUCGAUCAAUCAAUCCUUCAGAUUUUUUUUAGUUGUGUUUGUAUUGAGAUGAUGAUGAUGAUGAUGAUGAAUCAUGUUACAGUUUGAGAUUAUCAUCUGCUUAAGAUUUGUAGGAUGAUUACAGCAAAUGUAUUAUGUUUUGAUGAUUACAGCAAAUGUAUUAUGUUUUGAUGAUUACAAGUUUGAACUUUGAUUAUUUGGCUUUACAACA